Molecule: messenger RNA, 1101 nt
Organism: Symbiodinium natans
Lineage: Eukaryota; Dinophyceae; Suessiales; Symbiodiniaceae
Source: the annotation of a GenBank genome assembly
AUGAAGUACGACCUCAAAGCUCGGGUUCAAUGCAACUUUUUCAGUCAGCACUACGGGUGCAACCUGGUGUGUGACAGCUGCAUGGCGUGCAAGCCUGCAAAGUCCACGGAGCCGUUGAUGAACUAUCGAGACUUUACCUUGUCUGCCGGCCAUCGCCUAAGCCGCUUCAGUCAUCGCACGUACGUGGCCAUGACCCGCCCGGAGGAGCUUUCACCAUGGAUAUGCAUGCCCGGAUGGGCUUUGGAAACAUGCACACGUGACCCCAUGCAUGUCAUCUACUUGGGUGUUUGCAGAGAUCUGCUGGCGUCCUUGCUAGCAGAUUGGAUGGAUGCCAACUUGUUGCCAGCAGCACCCACUCAGCAAGAGCGCUUGCGGCUCUUGUCUUUGGAAAUGCACGCGGCGUGCAAGCAGGCAAAGCAACUUGUCUGCAGCCUCAUUUGCAUGCUGCCUUGCGCUGCCCACGCAGCUUUGCGCCAGGGCCCGUGUGAUCUCACGUUGCGAACUAUAAGGAUUUCAUUCCGCAGAAAGUUCUUCACGCUUGCGAACUGCAACCUUGGGAAGGCGGAGUUCCCGGAGCUGUCCACGACAUGGAAAGCUGCAGAGAUCAAGGUGGUGCUGUGGUUUCUCAGCGUGAAGGCUGUCGAGCUCACGGAUCCCCUGCUGCAGGCUGGCACAGCCUGCGUUUGGUCCCUCAAUGAAGCCAUGUCCCUUUUGGACAUGCAUGACAUCAUCCUGCCGCAGCAGGAGGCCACGCGGUUUGCAGAGCUUAUGCGGCAGUCGCUGCUUUACUGGCAGCUCUUAGCAGGCAAGUGCCACGCUAUGGGCAAGAAGUGCUGGAAACUACGGCCCAAACACCAUGUCAUGGAUCACCUGUGCGAUGAUGUGCAACGCACGCGGAUAAAUCCUCGCCUGGCCUGUUCCUGCUUCCAAGAAGAAUCCUACCUAGGUCAUCUCAAGCGCAUUGCUGUCCAUUGUUCUUCCAUGCGCGUGAUGGAACGAACUUUGCAAAGACUCCUGCUCCUUCUGGCAGUGAGAUGGAAACACUCUCGAGAAGCCAUGAACGAAGUGGAAGCGCAGUACACGUUUCAUGACCUCAUGUGA